AUGGCUCCCAAAAACAACAUUCCAUUCUCAAUCCGAAAGUUUGCUCCCUCCGACCAGCGGGCGGCGACGUCUCUUUUCCGCGACGGGAUAAUGGAGAACGUAUACCCCGCCUUCUUCAAAGCCCUGGGCCACCCCGACCACAUCGGCAUCGCUUUGAGCAUCUCUAUGGCUGGAUAUGUUUUAGGUGGGAGCUCUUACUUCCAAGCCCUGCUCUUCGUAAGUGCAUGGGCCGCUCUCCUCUACUACUGCUGCCACGAGAUCUACGAGGGCUUCCUGGCACAGAGAAUGGGUGCGGACAUGGCCGACAUUAACGCUAGCUACCUCGUCAAUCCCGAUAGCGCAUUCUGGGUGGCGGAAACGGAAGUCAAGGGGCAGCAGAAGUUGGCCGGCGUGGUGGCUUUGAUUGGGAAACGAUCCGAAAACGAUGGGGAAAGAUUUGACGAUUGGAACGGUGGAGUCAUCGGUGAGGAAAGCGAAUUCGGGAGUCACGCAGAACUGAUGCACCUGGUUGUAUCGUUCCCCUGGCGACGCAAAGGUUUUGGGUCGGAGAUGAUGCAAACGGUGAUGGAUUUUUGUAAAGAGCGCGGAUACGGUCGCUUGGUCCUCGACGUGAGCUCGUCCCAAACGGCGGCGAUUGCCAUGUGUCAGAAGUUUGGGUUCGUUCAGACAGGGUCCCACAAUAACACACACCCCAACCGCUGGUUCUCCAGACUGGCCCGGGUCAGCAUGCUGCGGAUGGAGAAGGUGCUUUAA
Messenger RNA from Knipowitschia caucasica, 753 nucleotides. NCBI's taxonomy places the organism in Eukaryota, Metazoa, Chordata, Actinopteri, Gobiiformes, Gobiidae. The record is from the annotation of a GenBank genome assembly.